Aphanomyces invadans is the source of this 3068-nucleotide messenger RNA. RefSeq lists its product as hypothetical. Gene Ontology annotation, biological process: proteolysis. Bases 74 to 2869 code for a protein of 931 amino acids. Gene Ontology annotation, molecular function: protein binding; flavin adenine dinucleotide binding; oxidoreductase activity, acting on CH-OH group of donors. The record is from RefSeq and is a predicted model, not a curated record. Lineage: Eukaryota; Oomycota; Saprolegniomycetes; Saprolegniales; Verrucalvaceae. The transcript has a single exon. Gene Ontology annotation, cellular component: extracellular region.
CGCGGUGUGUCAAGUCGCUCGCACACAUCGCGCGACCAGCCAUGAGUCCCAGCAUAUACGAAUUUGAUCGAGCAUGGUCAAGUGCAUCGCACCCCCCCGCCGCCUGGGCGGUAUUCUCGUCACAGCUGGUGCUGUCCUGUGUGGUUUGACGACAACGACUGUGGCCAACGAAGUGUACGACGUUGUUAUCGUUGGGAGUGGCCCUGGCGGCCUCGUCGCGGCUGAGUACUUGACGCGGGACCCGUCGGUGUCGGUUUUGGUACUUGAGGCUGGCGUGCGUUCCAUGCAGGCCACGGGUGGCGACAACAUUCCGGAUUACAUUCGACCAGACUCUUGGACGGUAUUUGACAUUCCCGGCGAGUACUCAAGCGUGGCUUUCCCCAGCGACGGCAACGGGCGAUACCGCAUCGACUGGAUCACGUCUCCCGCCCCUCUCUACCUCGGCAAAGUUGUCGGCGGAUCCUCGUCCAUGAACGGUAUGUUGUACUUUCGCACGGCGGAUUCGUACAUCCAAGAAACCAAGUGGCCGUACGACGCCGCCACAGUCAACGCCAACUACGACGCGAUUGAGCUGUCUUUUGGGUCGACGAACAAGCCGUCGACCGACGGGAAAUGGUACCUGCAGGAAGCGUACAAUAUCCUCCGCGAUGGCCUUGGAACGCAAGGUGGGUACCGUGAAGUCGACAUCAACGCUGAACGGAACGCCAAGUCCAAGACAUUUGGCCAUCCCCCGUUCACAAUCAAGAACGGAUUGCGCGACUCCCCAGCCAAGACGUUCUACGGCGCAGCUUCGAGCCGCGCCAACUUGAAAUUGAUCAGUUCGGCGAUGGCAUCGCACAUUGUUCAGUCGCAAGGCAAGGCCACUGGCGUCGUGUACUCGCUCAACGGCCAAUCCAUCACGGCGACGCUGACCGGUCGCGGCAGCGUCAUUGUUGCCGCCGGUGCCGUCAGUACACCCAAGGUCCUCAUUCAAAGCGGAAUUGGUCCACAAGACCAGCUCAACACGUUGGCUAACAACCCCAACUUUCCUGGCAUCGGCAAUAACGCGUCCAAAUGGGCCGUCAACAACAACGUGGGCCAGCACUUGUUUGACACGAUCCAAGUCCUGACGACGUUCAAGCACCCGAGCAUGAAGACGUUCACCCACGGAUCGCACCCUCAGGCCGCCAUCAACCAGUACGUAACCCAGAACAAAGCUGGUCCGUGGGCUAGCCCGGACCCGGUGCUCAUCGGGUACGACUACAACGGCCCGGACCAGUUUCAAGUCACGGGUUUCUGCCACGGGUUCAACUUUGGCAGCACCGACCCGACUGAAUUCGGCGUGUCAGUGUAUUUGAACAAUCCUCGAUCCCGGACCCGGUGCGAGUUCAAAGCCGACGGAACGUACCAUUUCAACCUCAAGGGCGAGCUGUACACGCACCCGGACGAUUUGGCGGCCCUCGAUCGGUUUUCGUCCAGCCUGCAGGUCAACUUGGAACGAUCGGGCUCGACGUUUGUUCAACGAAGGGGCAAAGAAGGCGCGAACCACUACGGCGGGUCGUGCAUUCCGUCCAACGACGCGGCUGACUCGUUUCGCUGUGCCGACGGGUCGUUCAAGGUGCUAGGCACGUCCAACGUGUUUGUGGGCGAUGCCAGCCUCAUGCGCGCUGGCACGGUGAACCCGUAUGGCUUUACGAUGCAGAUCGGUCUCCAAGCGGGUCUCAACGUCCAGAAAUUCCUCGCGUCGUCGUCCAACCCGCCCGCAACGUGCUCUGCCAUUGAGGAAAACACCGACUAUUUUGGCAACGACAUUGGGACGUCCCGCCGUCAAACGGCCGCCGAAUGCUGCAGCGACUGCGCGGCGCAUCCCAACUGCAAGUUGUACGUGUGGUUUGAAGGUACGUGCUGGCUCAAGAAUGCUGCCGGAUCCAAAUCGACGCAGCCUGGUCGUCGCGCAGCUAUGUUGCAGUCAACAACACCUCCUCCAGUCACGACCAUGCCUCCAACUACCACCCCACCGACCACCCCUCCCCCCACGACCUGUACACCCAUCGAAGACAACACAGAUUACACGGGGAAAGACGUUGGGGCCGUGCCUCGCAGCUCAGCUGACCUGUGCUGCGCCGACUGCCAAGCCAAGGCCGGGUGCACUGUGUUCGUGUGGUACCAAGGCUGGUGCUACUUGAAGUCAUCGACGGGGACCAAGGUUUUGAACGCAAUCGGCCGUCGAGCGAGCUUGCUCAAACCCCCCAGCACCUGCUCGUCCAUCGAAGACGGCGUCGACUACUUCGGCAAUGACAUUGGGUCGAGUCAACGGCCCAACGCCGAGAGCUGCUGCGACGAUUGCAAGGCCCUCCCCGGCUGCAAGUUGUUUACGUACGCUAGCGGCACGUGCUGGUUCAAAAACUUCAAGGGAGCGGCGGUCCCGACGCCCGGCGCCCGUUCAGGCUUUGUAGACUCGUCUGGAGGUAUCACGUGUGGGGCGUCGGAGGUCGGAAUCGACUUCACCGGCCGUGACCUGCGCAAUGUCGCUGCCGCCACGGUGGCGGACUGCUGCAAGGUUUGCUCUGGCGAGACAUUGUGCAAUGCAUUCAGUUGGACCCAAGACGGAAUGUGCUACCUCAAGAGCGAGCGCGGAUCGACCAAGGGAAAUUCGUGGGUGACAUCGGCCCGUGUGAACAAGUGCUCGCCGUUGGAAAAGGGCAUCGACUACGAAGGCAACGAUCUCUCGUCUGCCGCGGCCCCGUCCGCUGACGAUUGCUGUGCCCUGUGCCGCCAAUACAACGGGUGCAAAGCGUUUACGUAUGCUUAUGGCACGUGCUACCUCAAGAGCGGGAAAACGUCGACCAAAGCGAACCCGAACACCAUGUCAGCCACCGUCGUGGCUUGAAGCGCAAGGUAUCUGUAGUGUUGCUAACUUACAUCUGCAUACAAUGGUUCUUCGUCCAGCGGCGUCCAUGUCGGUCUGUCCGUCCCGUUUCCCCCGUGGACUCGACGCACGACGGGCUACCUUGUUGCAGCCGUCAUCGUUCAUAGACGAGAACGUUCGUGUUGCCCGAUGUGAAUGAAAUGGUGGCCCACAACCUGUG